Molecule: messenger RNA, 852 nt
Organism: Penicillium brevicompactum
Lineage: Eukaryota; Fungi; Ascomycota; Eurotiomycetes; Eurotiales; Aspergillaceae
Product: pyrroline-5-carboxylate reductase family protein
Exons: 2
Coding region: 1-852 (283 amino acids)
Biological process (GO): L-proline biosynthetic process
Molecular function (GO): pyrroline-5-carboxylate reductase activity
Source: RefSeq, a predicted model, not a curated record
AUGCCUACCCUUCAAGAGAGCAAAUUGGCAUUUAUCGGUGGUGGCAACAUGGCCUCCGCCAUCAUCGGUGGAUUGGUCAGCAAGGGCGUCAACAAGCAGAACAUCUGCGUCUCCGAGCCGUGGGAUGUCAACCGUGAGAAGAUGGCCGCGCUGGGUGUCCGCACCACCACCUCCAAUGUUGAUGCCGGCGGCGAUGCGGACUUGAUCAUCAUUGCCGUCAAACCGCAGGUCACAAAAGGCGUGUGUGAGGAGCUCGGUGCUGCUUGGUCCCCCCGCGCCACUCUGCCCGUUGUCGUCAGUAUCGCGGCCGGCAUCACCCUUGAUAGCCUGAAGGGCUGGUUGAAGACGAGCGACGGUCGUACUGCCCACACUGUCCGCGUCAUGCCCAACACUCCUGCUUUAGUCGGCGAGGGCGCCUCCGGUGUUUUCGCCAGUGCUGAUGUUACCGCGGAUGAGAAAUCGCUCGUCAACGCUAUGCUCGAAAGUGUGAGCAAGGCUACUGAAUGGGUUGACCGCGAGGAGCUUCUGGAUGUCGUCACUGGUCUUUCCGGAUCUGGACCUGCGUACUUUUUCGCCAUGGUCGAGCACCUAGUCGCAAGUGCUACCGCUCUGGGUCUGUCUGAGGAACAAGCCACUCGCUUAGCUACACAGACCUGUCUUGGAGCCGGCAAGAUGCUGGUCGAGAGCUCCGAUGCCCCUUCUCAGCUGCGCAAGAAUGUCACCAGCCCCAACGGCACUACUCAUGCAGCUCUUCAAAUGUUCGAGUCCCUCAACUUCAAGGAGACUGUUGACAAGUCCGUGCAGGCUGCCACCUCCCGGGCUGCCGAGCUUGGAAACACCCUUGCCAAAUAG